AUCCUGUCCCCCACCCUGCUGGGCUCUUUUACACCUUUGUACAGCAAAGUUAUUUAGAAUCGUUAGCUAUGUUGACAAGUCUGAAGUUCACUGAAGAUAACAGUUAAGCUCAUUUUGACUUCCGCUCCAGAUCAGAAUCUCAUUCAAGAGCAUAAAUGUUUUAGUUUGAAUAUGUGCCUUUAAAAAAGCAUGAACAGUCAAAUGCUGCUGCUUCUUUUUAAUCAAACUCAACAGGAGGGUUCAUCAGCUCCUUCAGCUGCUCUUGAAGAGAAGGGGAGGGAAAGGGCUGUUUUCAUGGAAUGAGAAAUAAAUCACAAGAUAGUGGGAUUGCAGAGAUGGAGGAGCUUCCUGUUCCACACAACAUCAAGAUCAGCAACAUCACCUGCGAUUCCUUCAAGAUUUCGUGGGACAUGGAUUCCAAGUCCAAGGAACGCAUCACUCACUACUUCAUUGACCUAAAUAAGAAAGAGAAUAAGAAUUCCAACAAAUUUAAGCACAAGGAUGUUCCCACAAAACUAGUGGCAAAGGCUGUCCCCCUGCCUAUGACUGUCCGUGGACAUUGGUUCCUGAGCCCAAGAACCGAGUACACAGUUGCUGUACAGACUGCGUCGAAGCAAGUUGAUGGCGAUUACAUGGUUUCAGAAUGGAGCGAAAUCAUAGAGUUUUGUACAGCAGAUUAUUCAAAGGUUCACUUAACACAGCUUUUGGAAAAAGCGGAGGUGAUUGCAGGACGCAUGCUUAAGUUUUCGGUCUUUUAUCGGAAUCAGCACAAAGAAUAUUUUGACUAUAUCAGAGAGCAGCACGGGAGUGCUCUACAGCCUUCGGUCAAGGAUAACAGUGGGAGCCAUGGCUCUCCCAUCAGCGGGAAGCUGGAGGGAAUCUUUUUUAGCUGCAACACUGAAUUCAACACUGGAAAGCCUCCGCAGGACUCACCUUAUGGAAGAUACAGGUUUGAGAUUGCGGCAGAAAAACUUUUCAACCCAAAUACUAACUUGUACUUUGGGGACUUUUAUUGCAUGUACACGGCCUACCACUAUGUCAUCCUCGUCCUUGCACCCGUCGGAUCGCCUGGAGACGAAUUCUGUAAGCAGCGCCUCCCUCAGCUGAACUUGCAGGAUAACAAAUUUCUGACCUGCACUGAAGAAGACGGGGUCAUGAUUUACCACCAUGCACAGGAUGUAAUCUUGGAAGUGAUUUACACUGAUCCUGUGGAUCUCUCCCUUGGCACAGUUGCAGAAAUUACCGGGCAUCAGCUAAUGAGCUCAUCGACUACCAAUGCGAAGAAAGAUCCCAGCUGCAAGACGUGUAACAUCAGCGUUGGACGUUAAUUCCAAUCCUUCCCCCUCUUCCUUAGGAGCCUUCUCUGUUGCCUAUUUCCAUCGUCAGCCGUUCUCAUCAGACGCAUGCAUAAUGCCGUUCUUACCAAAAGAAAACACCAGUGUUCGAAACUCUUCAAUAGUCUUCUCCGAGCAGAACUACACGUUACAGCUAUCACAGGGCAGCUGCCAAAAAUGGUACCUUGCAUCACAUUUUUCCUUUCUCCCCGGUAAUGUUUUGGGGUAGACACACUUACCCAUGUUGCUGUGAUGUCCUCAUCUUUGUGUUUUCCCCCUAUCCCUGUAAUUAGCUGGUGGCGGUGGGGAACAUAUGACAUGGUGGCGUUACAGUACAGGUAAGUAUGCCCAAAUGUUACAGGGGAGUGAGAAGGACAGCUUAACAUGGGCACAAUGUUCUCACCUGCAACAGCAGCCCUGUAUCGAGCAUAGCAUGUAGUUCUGUCAUUAGUAUUUCUUCCCACUUUCCUUCCUGGUCCACCAGUGCUUUUCAACUGUUAGAAAUCUUUGGUUUUUCUUUCUAGCGUCCAUUUAUAUAUCUAGAUGCUGCAAUUGGUGUUAAAUUUUCUUUUUCCCCCUUCUCUUCAUAUUGCCAAAUGUAACAAAUCUAUAUAAACAAGCUUUAGCAAAAUAAAUAAAAAAAAAUUACUGGCUUCUAAAUGGUGUUAAAUAUGCAUUCAUUUUAAUCUACUGAACAACUUAACUGGGAUAUCUCCAAACAGCAUGAAAGGGUGUAAUUGCAGCAUGAUUUAACUCUCGCAGCCUAGAAAAAUGUCAGCACUUCCAAUGUGUUGUUUGACAGUGUUAUUUAUGUUAUUUAUAUUAGCUAACAAACAAACAGACAAACUGUGUUUCAACAUAAUAAAUAGAAAAAUAUUUUAUUUGUACUGUUGUAUAAAAUAUUAUACAAUCAUAUAGAAUAUAUAGAUUACAUUUUAAUAGCAACUGUAUACAUAUGUCAUGAAACCAUUUUCCCUUAUCAAAGAUGUAGUUUGUAAACUUCAAAUACUUGUGUAUCUGUUCCUGUUGCUCUUACAUGACUUUUAAUUAAAACAGAUUUAUG
This is a messenger RNA of Elgaria multicarinata webbii, 2397 nucleotides long. RefSeq names its product phytanoyl-CoA 2-hydroxylase interacting protein like (gene PHYHIPL). The transcript has 5 exons. Gene Ontology annotation, cellular component: cytoplasm. The record is from RefSeq and is a predicted model, not a curated record. Gene Ontology annotation, molecular function: protein binding. Lineage: Eukaryota; Metazoa; Chordata; Lepidosauria; Squamata; Anguidae. Bases 300 to 1328 code for a protein of 342 amino acids.